Messenger RNA from Pseudocercospora fijiensis CIRAD86, 2207 nucleotides. RefSeq lists its product as uncharacterized. The record is from RefSeq and is a predicted model, not a curated record. Bases 119 to 1585 code for a protein of 488 amino acids. The transcript is spliced from 3 exons. Gene Ontology annotation, cellular component: membrane. NCBI's taxonomy places the organism in Eukaryota, Fungi, Ascomycota, Dothideomycetes, Mycosphaerellales, Mycosphaerellaceae. Gene Ontology annotation, molecular function: transmembrane transporter activity. Gene Ontology annotation, biological process: transmembrane transport.
CGAACUCUAUCAUGGAAGCGGAAAAGACGUACAAGCUGCCGGCGCGACUGUUGACGGGUUGGAUUUGGAUACCGAUCUAUUCGACCCCGGAAAAGUGACCUCUUUCGACAUUCGAGACAUGAGUCGGAUGGGCAAGAGGCAAGAGAUGAGGCGCGUCUUCCGACAAUUCUCAAUCCUGUCGUUCACCUGUGUGAUCAUGGCGACUUGGGAGUUCCUUUUGACGGCAAACACGCAAGGCUUGGUCGACGGUGGGCGAGCUGGUCUGUUUUGGAGCUACAUCUGGACAAUCAUAGGGUUUGGGACCAUCAUCGCCUCAAUGGCUGAAAUGGCAAGUAUGGCUCCAACUUCGGGAGGGCAGUAUCAUUGGGUUUCUGAAUUCGCGCCGGAGAAGUACCAAAAAUUUCUGAGCUACACGACAGGUUGGCUCUCCGCCAUGUCGUAUCAAGCAGGCAAUGCAUCUGGGUUCUUCUUGGCGGGCACUAUCAUCCAAUGUCUGGCCAUGAUCAAUUACCCGUCGUACAGCGCACCCAAUUGGGAGAGCACGAUUUGCGUCUUGGCUGUGGUAGUUCUCUCGGGAGUCUUCAAUAUGUGCUUCUCCAGGUUCUUCCCGAUUCUCAACAAUAUCAGCAUGGUGCUCCAUAUAGCUGGCUUUGUUGCGGUCGUGGUCGUUUUGUGGGUUCUUGCACCGCACCCGCCGGCAAGUGAGGUCCUACUACACUUCAGCAAUGACGGCGGAUGGCCUUCCAUGGGACUUGCGUUGAUGGUCGGCCAGAUUAGCGCGAUCGCUGCACUUGGAUGCUCUGAUGCUGCAGCGCACAUGAGUGAGGAGGUCAGCGAUGCUGGCCUGUCGGUACCGCGCUCGAUGAUGUGGACAUUCUACAUCAAUGGAAGCACUGGCCUCAUCUUUCUGCUUUCAAUCUUGUUUGCCAUUCCCUCGGUCGAAGACGCUCUGAACGAUCCUACUGGGUACCCAUUCCUGUACAUCUUCCAGCUCGCCAUGCCAAACAGUCCCGUUGGAACCAACAUCCUGACGGUAAUCUGCGUUUGGUGUUUGAUGGUUGGAAACAUCUCCUUCACAGCGUCCUGCGCACGGCAAGUCUGGUCGCUGGCUCGCGAUCGCGGACUGCCAUUUUCUGGCUGGAUUUCUCGGAUGAAUACCAAGGUUCAUGUGCCGAUGAAUGCGACGAUUCUGACUCUCGCAUGUACGGUGUUGUUGUCGAUGAUCAAUCUCGGCUCGAAUGCAGCGUUCAACGCCAUUCUGAGUCUCCAGCUUAGCAGCUUGAUGGCCUCGUAUGCAAUUGCGAUAACCUGCAUUUUGAUUCGCAAAUUGCGGGAUCCAGCAUCACUGCCCAAAGCUCGAUGGUCACUCGGCCGACUGGGCCUCCCAUUGAAUUUCUUCGCCACUGCAUACGCCAUCUUUGCGUGCUUCUGGACCUUCUGGCCGAACGCGACGCCUGUGGACGCCGAAUCGUUCAAUUGGGCUCCAGUCAUAUUCAUUGUGGUCAUCAUAGCCGCAAUGAUCACGUAUGCCGUGCAGGGCCGGCAUGUGUACGAUGGACCUGUCAGCUUAGUGAAACGGCUAUAAUAAUAGUGAUCGGAAAUUGACGGCUGUCGCCCAGCAUGGUGAAAGUUCAUAUGGCCUUGUCGCUGCUUCUCCCAAGGCCGGGUGGAGGUUAAAGAGGAAGGGAAGAAUACUGCCAUUGCUCGAUGUCGCCUGCUGAGGCCUAAUCCUUCACCUCCGAAAGAUCUCACGCCCGCCGACGGACUGUUGCAGCGAGCUGGAUACCCGAGCGAAAGACUGGAAGAUACGAGAAGGAUGACAAUGAAUGGUCAAAAGGCACUAGGAGGCGCGAUCCUCCAAACAAAGCCCCUCUGCCAUUGAUGCUGUACCAUGACGCCAGAAACCGGCAUGCAAGUAGGAUCCGAUGGGACUGGUGAAUCACUCGCACCAAGUGCUACGCAUAAUGAGCAGGCUAUCGUGGAAAUCUCCGCACAGGACGAAGGCUGGAUGAAGAUGAAGAUGCCAGACGAACCAAGUGCCGCGAUAUGAUACCUAAGGAUGCAUUUGCAAGAGCGGACUACAAGGCUUUCGGGCUCAUCGGACGUGCUGGGUCAUUUCACGUAUCUGCAGAAAACGUACAUUGGUACGGAUGACAACGAGGCCAAAGCAGGCAACGUAGCGCAUACUGAAAGCAUUUCUUCAUCCC